Molecule: messenger RNA, 3621 nt
Organism: Ostreococcus lucimarinus CCE9901
Lineage: Eukaryota; Viridiplantae; Chlorophyta; Mamiellophyceae; Mamiellales; Bathycoccaceae
Exons: 1
Coding region: 1-3621 (1206 amino acids)
Biological process (GO): meiotic cell cycle; cytoplasmic microtubule organization; spindle assembly
Cellular component (GO): centrosome; spindle pole; equatorial microtubule organizing center
Molecular function (GO): gamma-tubulin binding; microtubule minus-end binding
Source: RefSeq, a predicted model, not a curated record
AUGUACGUGCGAUUGUGCGAGCGGGACGGGGACGACGGACGAGCGCGAGCGAUGGAUGAGAUGUUGGCGGCGUUGGAGGCGAGCGCGGGCGAAGACGCGGCGGCGAUUCAGAGGUUGGCGUUCGCGCUCGAGGGAAGCGGUGGUGGUGGGAACGAGCGCGCGAGCGGGGCGGGGGGGCUCGAGAGGAUCGAUGUCGUCGCGAGCGCGGGGCGGGAUUGGAGCGCGGUGCCGGAUGUCGGUCGGUUGCGAAUCGCCGCGGCGACGACGCGAGAGUUCGCGAUGGAGGACGACGGCGCGGAGGCGGCGAGACGCGUGCCGGGAUUGCGGCACGGUGCGGUGUUCGGACUCGACCGGGCGGUCGUGGACGAGGGCGACGGCGACGACGACGACGACGACGGCGACGACGAUGACCGUGUUGUGAGUGGUGAAAUAGAUAGCGCGAAAGAUGACGACGCCGGCGGACGCGACGCCGGCGUCGCGGACAAGGCGCUCGCGUUAGACAGAGGGUCAGGCGACUCUGCGUCGCUUUGGCUCGCCGCCGCGGCGGAUAUCGAGACUACGACGUUGCGUUCGUGUUGGGAUACGCGAAACGCCGGUGCGCGUGCGACUUCGAGUGCGCUCGACGCGGAAACGUUUGAUCUUGCGUAUCGACGCGCGUUUCGGCCGGUGAAGGGGAUUGAUACCGAGCCCGUCAUCGCGAGCGAGCGUGAUUGCGCGCACGUCGUCGCAAUGGCGCUCAGUGGGUGUCAAACGAGCGCAGACAUACUCGUCGCGGCGGCAGCAAGCACAGGUAGUGGUGUACGCAUGCGUUUCGCGUCGAGCUCGACGCUGGCGUUUAGGAACGCUUUGAAAACUAUGGCGUCGGCGGCGGAGCGCCGAUGCGAGCUCGACUACGCCGUCAGCCGCAUGACGACGCCAUACAUGCGACCGAUGGCGAGCGCGAUACGCGAUAUUCUUCGCGCCCACGCCGCAGCGUUGCAAGCCAUGCCAGAGGCGACGGCGGAACGGCGUCUCGCCGAGCGCGAUACUGUUGACGACCUGACCGAAACGCAAUCGGACGUAGGCGACGUCACGUUACUCGAGGUCACCGUGCACACGAAACGUUUGCGUCGUCAAGUGGAUAUUAUUUUCAACCUCAUCACCGACGAGCGGUCGUUAGAUACUUCUUUGGUGCCGCAUCCGGUGUUGAUCCGUCGUCUGGAGACGUCGCUGUCGCACGUGGAGGAUGAAGAAACACCGAUGAUUCAGUACUUGUAUGCGCGAGCGGCAAAACCUAUCAUCGACGACACCUUGUCUUGGAUAUACGCUGCGGCGCCGCCGUUUUCGAAGUCAGAGUUUUUCAUAGAGUGCUCGCCAACGUGGUCAAAUCUUUCUACAUUUCAUGAAAGUCCCGUGCGAGGAGGCGCGCCGCCGUGCUGGCUCGGCGGCCGCGCGCACGAUGGCGAAGACGAAUUCGCGGAGACCGAUACGCUCACCAUCGCGCGUGUUCGGUCGAGUGUGAACCCCGCUCUGGCGGUCGAUCGAGCGAAAGAAGUCCUCCGCAUUGGUUUGCAGCUUCGCAUUUUACAGCGAUUGCCGCACACGCGCGGGUUUGCACGCGCUGUGAAAGAUGCAUUCGUCAAAAUUUCGGCGUUUCAAGCGCACACAGAGCGCGAUGCCAGGCAGUGGCUCAAUCGAGUGCGCUUGCUCGAAUCGCGCGUCGUCGCGCUGGCUCGAGAAAGCACGAACAGCAUGCACGAGAUGCGCGCCGCACGAGCGCGAGAGUUGGACUCGGCGAGAGCAGCAUUCGUCGCCAAGACGCGCGCCGAAAUACUGGCGCGCGAAAAAACGCGACUAAGACGUCUUGAGGAGAUCGACGAAUCGAAGCGAGUGGAGCGUAAAGGGCAGCUCGAAGAGUUGGACGAACGUGAAAAGCAACGUCGCGACGCGCGCGCGCAAAAGAUUGCCGACGAGCGCGCAUGGCUUGAAGAUCGAGAGGAAAAGCAGCGCGCCUUUGAGCAACAAAAAGUGGAAAAGAAGAUGGAAGAAACGCGCUUACGCCUUGAACAAGAGGAUGCGAAAUUAGCGUGGUUUCGAUGGCACGAAAGCCGUCUGGUGCUUAAUGAUAAGCGAAGAGCCUUCGUGCGCGCAAUGGAAUCAGUGCAAGAAGAAGAAGCAGUGACCGCGCUCGCAAACGCGAUGAGCUUAGGUUUCGCGACGUCGCCAUCACCGUCGAACGACCUCUUCAUCGAGCCCUUCGAGAGUGUCACGCCAACAGUGAUGAUUGAAGAAGCCGAAGAGGUGAAUGUUAUCGAAGAAGACGACAUCGCAUCAGACGAUUUUGCCGACGCUUCCGAAAUGUUCAUCGACGAAUCCGCGACGUCGUCGCCGUCGACAGUCUUAUCCUUACAUUCCGCAGAUGACGAUGAGCGCAGCGUGGAUAUAAAAGAGAAAGACAUCGUGGAAACUGUUUCGGCGCCGGACAACAUGGACGAGAUGCGUGACGGCGCAAAAGAUCUUGAAACGCACGACCACACAUCUCGAGCGUAUUUGGGUGAAGCUUUCGGCACGCCUUUGCCACUUUUGUUGGAACAAGAAAUGCGCGAAAUCAUCACACGCCAAUCCGAUGUUUUGGGACGGUACACCACGACAGUGCUUAUGGAUCAUCUCGCGCUCGAACUUCAUCUUGACGCCAUCGUUCGGUUCACCAUGGGAGGUGAACUCGGCUUCGCGGACGCGCUGCUGAACAAUCUACAAUCAAAAUGCGUCGCCGCACGAGAACGAAUGACACAAGGCUCCGCGCGUGUCAUGCAAACUGUAUUGGAGGGCGCCAUCGACGAUACAGGUUUGCGAGAUGACCACAUGAGUAAGCGUUUACGUUUAUGCGAGAAUGCCGAUGCGCUGGUGUCUGUUGACCCGUACAAUUUGAAUUUAUCCGCCGCCGUCGAGUGUUCGUACGCUGCUCCCUGGCCCUUGAACCUUAUUUUUGCGGAUGCGGGAGACGACCACCCGCUCGCGCACACGAAAAUUGCGCUAUUGCAAAUACGGCACGCGGCGAGUGCUGUCAAAGAUGUUUCGGCGUUGGUACACGCGAGCUCAAGAACGCGAGCUUUACUGGAUUCGACGCAAACAAAUUUGGAUUUGCGUGCGAGGCGAUUGCGCAAACUAUCCUUGCUCGCGUCAUCUUUUCAGCAUUUCGUCGAUGCUCUUCACGGGCAUGUGUUCGAAGCCGUACACGUCGGCGCGCGAGGACGCUUGUUUGCAAGUCUUCGCGACGACGGCGGGAACAUCCUCCCACGCAACAUCGACGCCCUUCGCGACGUGUUUGAUGAAUUCUGCGCUCGCACGUACGCUGCGUGUUUCUUGCGCCCCAUCGACACGGCGCUCAAGGCCCUGGUGGACGAUGGUUUACAGCUCGCCCUAGAGUUGAAGUCUCUUCUCGCGUCGAGCGACGCCGAAUCGUUACUCGAAGAUGGUCUCGCGUGCGCCGCAGCGCAGCAAAUCCACUCGAAAUUUCACGCGUUGAUGACGCAACUGUGCUUCCGCGCGCGCAUCACUUCCUCCGACACCGCGGUUGGCUUCAUCCAACGCGUCGAUUUCAACGAAUUCUAUCUCGGCGCGACCAUCGACAUGGAAUUUUAA